AGCGACCUGCCGUUUAAACAAUCUCAUCCCUCAUCCUCGGAAUCGUAGUUCCUCUCCUCGUACAACUUCUCGUUCUAUAAAUGCGAAAAAUCUCACCUCUUCUCCUCGUAGAUUUUCUCUCCUCUCUUCUUUCUUUACAAUUUUCCUUUUCCAAUCUCUAUUAAAAUCAAACAACAAAAUCUUAUUUAAUUUCUUUAUUUAGCCAAACCCUAAUUCCUUGUCGAUUUGUAACAAUGGCACCCCCAAUCAAAUCCAGCAAAGUAGGUUACAAGGAAUUGGACGAGCUCGAGUCUCCCUCGAACAGCCUGUGGGUGGGGAAUUUGGGCGCUGACGUAUCGGAUUCGGAUCUUAUGGGAGUAUUUGCAAAGUACGGUGCUCUUGAUAGCGUCACUACUUAUACGUCUAGGAGCUAUGCGUUCUUAUAUUUCAAACGCGUAGAAGACGCUGCAGCGGCGAAGGAGGCGCUUCAAGGGACGAUUUUGCGUGGGAGCCCUUUGAAGAUCGAGUUUGCGAGACCGGCCAAGCCCUGCAAGCAUCUGUGGGUGGGUGGAUUCAGCCCAGCAAUUUCUAAGGAACAGUUGGAAGAAGAGUUUCUUAAGUUUGGUACAAUUGAAGAAUUUAAGUUUCAUAGAGACCGGAAUACUGCUUUUAUCGAGUAUGUCAAACUGGAAGAUGCUUUAGAAGCCAUGAGAAAUAUGAAUGGGAAGCGGAUUGGCGGUGACCUGAUACGUGUGGAUUUCCUUCGUUCACAAUCCUUGAGAAGGGACCAAUUGUAUGAGUUUCGUGAUUCCAAAGAGAGUCAGUUUUCUGGAGUAAGACGAACACAGCCUUCUCAGCUUUUAGGGUGCCGAAGGGAAGGCUUACCCAGUAAUGUACUGUGGGUAGGCUAUCCUCCAUCUGUGCAGAUUGAUGAACAAAUGCUUCACAAUGCAAUGAUUCUUUUUGGUGAAAUUGAGAGAAUUAAGAGCUUUCCAUCAAGGCACUAUUCCUUUGUAGAGUUCAGAAGCGUAGAUGAAGCUCGGCGUGCUAAAGAAGGCUUGCAGGGGCGCCUUUUCAAUGAUCCUCGCAUCACAAUAAUGUAUUCAAGCAGUGAACUGGCUCCUGGUAAAGAGUACUCCAGUUUUAGUCCUGGUGUUAAAGGGACAAGGCCAGAGGUUUUUAAUGAACAUAUUUUGGGGUCUAGCCAGCUGGAAAUACUGGAUCAUCAUCGCACUCUGGGGCUAAAUACUUUUCCUGGACCAUUAACACCUAGUAAUAUUCAUAGAUCAAAUGUACCAUUACGUCCUUUUGGUGCUCAAGUUGGUUUUGAUGCUGCGCUUUCUAAUGCAGAAUAUAAUGAUUUGGCUCCACUGCAUAGUUUCCGAGAUGGGAAUCCUAACAUUACAAUGGGACCUAACUGGAGAAGGCCAUCCCCUCCUCCAUCUGGGAUUCUUCCUUCUCCAGGUUCAAGGAUUAGGCCACCAAUGAGGUCAGUGUCUACUGGAUGGGAUGUGCUUGACCCCAGUCAGAGGGAACCAAAACGGUCAAGGAUUGAUUCACCAUUGCCCAUAGAUGAUGAUUCUUUUGCCUCAAGGAAGAUUGACGAUCGUGGGUUGGGUUUGGACAAAGCAUAUAGGCUUGGUCCAAUUGCUGAUGGAGGUAUCUCAGGUCCAUUAAUAAAUGCUCAAGGUAAGCGUAGUCUUAGUCCAGUUGGUGUAAGGGGUGGUUUAGGAUCUCAUCGACGUCAGCUUGGCAAUGAUUAUAUAUGGCGUGGUAUUAUUGCCAAGGGUGGAACACCAGUUUGCCAUGCUCGUUGUGUCCCUAUAGAUAAAGGGAUAGAAUCAGAACUUCCUGAAGUUGUUAAUUGCUCAGCCAGAACUGGAUUGGAUAUGCUCACGAAACACUAUGCUGAGGCCAUUGGUUUUGACAUUGUCUUCUUCUUGCCAGAUAGUGAAGAUGAUUUUGCUUCCUAUACUGAGUUUCUUCGCUAUUUGGGUUCAAAAGACCGUGCUGGUGUUGCCAAGUUUGACGAUGGGACAACACUAUUUUUGGUGCCUCCAUCGGAUUUCUUAACUAAGGUGUUGAAAGUUGCAGGACCUGAACGUCUCUAUGGUGUAGUCCUCAAGAUGCCACAUGUCCCUGGUAGUGCAUUAAUACAGCCACAGCUACAACAGCCCGGCCAUUUUCCUCAGUAUAUCGAUAGGCAUCAUAUUCCUCCACCAGAAGCCGAGUAUAAUCAAAUUCCUCAGGAUGAACAUAUGAUGCCACUGGAUUAUAGGGUUUUGCAUGAGGAUUCAAAAUCUCUGUCGAAAUCAUUUUAUACACCACCAACCGAGGCUAUUGCAGAGCAGUCUAUUCCUCAGGACUAUGCUUCUAAUAACUCUGUAGCAGCUUCUCAAGCAGGAGUUUCGUUGACACCUGAGCUUAUUGCCACUCUUACAUCUCUAAUGCCUGCAAAUGCACAGUCAACUGGUUUAGAAGGUGGUCAGCCAGUAUCAGGCUCUGUUGUUAGGCCUCCAUAUUCUGCAGUUGCUACUGAUAAAGGAACUUCCUCACUUGGAUGGAAGAAUGAUAAUCAGGUGUCUGGAAACACAAAUCAUGUACAAUUUGGGAACCAGUUCAACUCCCAGGCACAAGUUCCGUCUCAGUUUCAACCUCACCUGUCUCUUUCUAAGGGACCUUAUAAUCCAGCAAUGGUGCCUGCAAACACCCAAAUCCAAGAUUCUUCCAUCAACCUAUCACAUCAGGAUGGAAUUCCAUCUAGGUCUUUGACUAGUGUUUCCAUGCCUUCCCAAAGUGGACAAGUUGGUGUAUCAUCACAAGUCAGCCAGCAGUAUAAGCUUGAUGUUCCUCAUCAGAAGGGAUAUGGUGGAAUGGUGCAUGGAACGGAUGUUUCUGCUUCAUAUAAUCCACCUGUUAUUCAGCAACCUAAUAAUCAUGUUGCCUUCUCUAGUCAGGCUCAGGGUGGUAAUCAAUCCCAGGUACAAUCUGGGAUGGCUCUAUCUGCUGACAAACUGAAUCAGCAGAAUCCUAGUCAGAUGCAGCAAUUCCAAACUGCUCUUCCUGGAGCUGCUCAGGGCACAUCAGAGGUCGAGGUUGACAAGAAUCAGCGAUACCAAUCAACACUACAGUUUGCAGCAAGCCUCCUCCUCCAGAUACAGCAGCAACAACAGCAACAAACGGGCAAUCCUGCAGUGCGUGGGUCUGGAAAUCAACAAUGAGAUUCCUUUAAUAUCGCAGGUAGUGGGACGUUAUUUGUUAUCCGAAGAUGAGAGAGAUACAAUUGGGUGUUAGCCUUUUAUCUGUUCCAAUGGAGAAAGUUUGCGAUUCGAAUCAAAGAUUGCCCAAAACGUUGCGUUUUCGUUUGGCGUUUGCUGAUGAUGUGGGUAGGAAUUAAAAAUGCAGUGUACAAAUAGUUUGUUUUGGACCUUGUUUUUACUUCUCAAGUAAUCCUUUUCUAACGUUUCAUUUAGGUGUGCAAUUUCCCCAUGCGUUUAAUUCUCGAUUACUAUCGACGCCCAAAUUUUCCAAAUGAAGUUUAUUUAUACCUUUUUUUUUUUUUUCAAAUUAAA
Messenger RNA from Manihot esculenta (cassava), 3551 nucleotides. Its product is annotated as flowering time control protein FPA. Lineage: Eukaryota; Viridiplantae; Streptophyta; Magnoliopsida; Malpighiales; Euphorbiaceae. The coding region runs from base 234 to 3200 and encodes 988 amino acids. The record is from RefSeq and is a predicted model, not a curated record. Gene Ontology annotation, molecular function: RNA binding. The transcript is spliced from 6 exons.